Molecule: messenger RNA, 1545 nt
Organism: Salvia miltiorrhiza (redroot sage)
Lineage: Eukaryota; Viridiplantae; Streptophyta; Magnoliopsida; Lamiales; Lamiaceae
Exons: 4
Coding region: 66-1388 (440 amino acids)
Source: RefSeq, a predicted model, not a curated record
CAGCCGAGUGAAGUGGCCAGCUGCAGCGGCACAGGCACACACACAAAGCACGCAGUGAGCGUGAAAUGACAACGGCGAACAAAAUGCUCGAGAGAGCCCUCUCUAUACGGCGGUCACCACACGCCACGGACGACGCUGCGUUCUUUGACGACGGCGCCGGCGACGAGUCCAAGACCCGCAAGCACAUAUCAAUUGCGAUGCGGGCCACCAAUUUCCUGACCCGAACCGGAUAUCUUUGGCCCGUUCUCGCCAUCGGCCUGCUAAUCGUCAUUAUCCUCUCCGUCAUCAUCAAUUCGCGCGAUUUGGUCUGCAUCUCGGCUUCCACCUCCGAUCACAUCUCGCGGUUGAGGUUUUUCGGGUUUGAUGCUCUCGAGUCGGAUUUCGGAUCCCUAGGUGUUCCUUGGUGCAGAUCGAAACAUGGAAAAGAUGUAGAAUGGACGUCCAAGGAUUUGCUGCUUGGUCUUGAAGAGUUCAUACCAAUAUAUGAAACCCGGCCCAUUAAAAACAACAUGUAUGGAAUGGGUUUCGACCACAGUUUCGGGCUAUGGUUUGUCACGAGAUGGUUGAAGCCAGACUUAAUGAUUGAGAGUGGUGCUUUUAAAGGGCAUUCGACUUGGGUUUUGAGGCAAGCUUUGCCAGAUAUACCUAUUGUGUCAAUUUCACCUCGUCAUCCUGAGAAGUACCUUAAGAAGGGACCUGCUUAUGUUGAUGGAAAUUGCACAUAUUUUGCUGGAAAAGACUUUGUAGAUUUUGGAAGCAUGGAUUGGGGAAAAGUGAUGAGGAAAUAUGGGAUCAAAGACCGUAGUCGGGUUCUUGUCUUCUUUGAUGACCACCAAAAUGAACUGAAGAGAUUAAAGCAAGCAUUGAAAGCUGGUUUCAAGCAUCUAAUUUUUGAAGACAACUAUGAUACUGGAACGGGAGAUCAUUACUCGCUCAGACAAAUAUGUGAUCAAUUCUAUAUAAGAGGUGGGGGGCAUAGCUGCUUUAAAGAUAGUGAUGAAGCUAGAAUAAGAUUUCGGAGGAGGAAAUUCUGGGAGAAAGCAGUUGACAUAGACGAGCUAUGUGGGCCAGGAGAGGCGUGGUGGGGUGUGAGAGGGCAGAUGCGCGACGAUUUCAACCACAGUCACAAGGCAAUUACAUAUGGUGAACAUUUUCAAAAUAGCAGAUUUGUGGAGUCGGUUCUGGAUGUUUACUGGGAGCUACCCCCAGUCGCUGGCCCUUCACUUACACAUCAGACAAGAUACGAUCCAGCACGUACUGCCACCCCUAUUGUAGAAGAUGGUAGAUACAGUUUGUUCCGGAAGCUUGGCUUAUCGCAGCUCGAUCCUUCUGUAUUUAAUGGAUACACACAAAUGGUAUAUCUUCAGGUAUCUAAAUCUGAAACAUAAUCUCUCGGACACGAUAGGUUUUCUGCACUUGUAAUUUUGAAUUUGUUAAUAUCCAUCUCCAUUUUCCUCACUCUUUUUUAUGAGUAGUUCCAAAAUCAUUGUGUUAGGUGGUGUUUCUUUGUCGUACUUUUGAGUAUCGAAAGAUGUAAUUCUAUCA